GGUGGUGGAUGUCCGGUUUGUUUCCGCACCCCCCCCUUUUUCCCGAGCGGAAUGGAACAUCCUGAAAGCGGUCUGGCUCUCGGAGCAGCAGAGUUGCAACUGACAACAUCGCAGGGGGGCAACUUCUCUUCUCUCCACUUCACUUCACCGGCGCACAGCGCAAGUUGUGCGACACGGAGCCACUACGUGGCCCUUUGUAAAUACCCAUCGUCGUCUUUUUCUUAUUUAAAAGCAAUGUGCAUUUUGAAUUUGUCCAAUUUCGUUUGAGGGGGACACAGAAAAACGCGGCUUGAAGUGGCAGGCUGUUUUUUGGGGGGUUAUGCUUCCUCAGUCUGCUAACAAAGAGCACAGAGCGAGAAUCCUAUUCGUCAUUUCCCAUCUGAAGACAUGUUGUGCUGGACUCUGGCUCACUGGAAAGCGCUGCUGCUGACCGUGCUCCUGUGGGACCACCUCUGUGCUCUGGGACUGAAACCCACGAGAUGGCCGCUGUAUUCACAAAAGCCUCUGCUCCUCGCUUGGAAUGCCCCGACCGAGGACUGUGGCCCGCGGCACGGUAUUCGCUUUCAGCUGGACCUUUUCCAGAUUGUGGCCUCUCCCAAUGAGGGUUUUGUCAGGCAGAACCUCACCAUCUUCUAUAAGGACCGCUUAGGCUUGUACCCCUACAUUGAACCAGAUGGAACGACGAUCAACGGGGGGCUGCCGCAGAUGGCCAGUCUUACCAAACACCUGGAUAAGAUGCCGGAAGGUGUGCAGAAAUACAUAAGGGAAUAUGGGGCGAAGGGUCUGGCCGUCAUCGACUGGGAGGAGUGGCGCCCGCUCUGGGUACGUAACUGGGAGACCAAAGACGUGUACCGCAGUUAUUCCCGCGAGUUUGUUCGUCAGAAGAACCCCACUUGGCCCCCGGAGCAGGUUGGAAAAGUGGCCCUGCAGGAGUUCGAGAUGUCCGCCAGGAAGUUCAUGCUGGAGACGCUGAGGUACGCCAAGAACCUGAGGCCCAACCAGCUGUGGGGUUUCUACCUGUUCCCCGACUGCUACAAUCACGACUACGUGCGCACACUGGAGAACUACACGGGCCGCUGUCCCGACGUGGAGGUGUCCCGCAACGAGCAGCUGAAAUGGCUGUGGAUGGAGAGCACGGCCCUCUUCCCCUCCAUCUACAUGGCCGCGGCGCUGCGCUCCUCAGAGUCCGGCCGCCAGUUUGUCCGCAACCGAGUGAAGGAGGGGAUGCGCCUGGCGUCGUUCGGCGACGGGUUGGCCCGUCCCGUCUUCGUGUACGCCCGGCCCACCUACACCAACUCCCUGGAACGGCUGACGGAGACCGACCUCGUCUCCACCAUCGGGGAGAGCGUGGCUUUGGGGGCAGCCGGGAUCAUCAUGUGGGGAGACGCGGCUUACACAAGCAGCAGAAACAGCUGCUCUGACCUGGACUCUUAUCUGCGGGGCGCGCUGAGUCAAUACCUCCUCAACGUCUCCACGGCAGCCGAGCUGUGCAGCCAGACUCUGUGCGCCUCUCGCGGCCGCUGCCUGCGCCGGAACCCGGACAGCGACGCGUACCUGCACCUGAGCCCCGCCGGCCACCGUAUCCUCACGCCGCCCGGCAAGCCGCCGGCCGUCGUCGGCGAGCUCGUCAGCGCUGAGAAGGGGCGUUUUCAGAGCCAGUUUCAGUGCCAGUGCUACAGCGGCUACCAGGGAGAGCGCUGCGAUCAGACCGACCCCCUGCACCAGCGAGCGGCGGCGUCUCAAGUCGCGCCGUGUGCGGCCUUGCUGGUCGUCUCCCUGCUCCUCCGUUAGUGGCUGUGGUCUGUAGGUCUGGUCUGCAUGUGGGGAAUUCCGAGGAGUGUCCUUUUUUAUUCUAUUCAUUUGCUGUAAGACAUGGAUGACACAACGUGAAAUUGCAAAAGAAACACUGUUGGACAAAGUUACAGUUUGUUUCAAAGUUGUAAUCUUUUUCUCAACAACGCGGGGCUCGCUGGAAGUGACCUUGUUUACACGACCGGGCUCUCGGUUUCUUCCCUGUUCAGUUUGAUAAGGUGUUUAAAUUCUGCGUUUCUCAUAGAAAGGACAUCUUUUGGAGGGUGUGGGGGCGGGUUGUGUGAGGAACAAGUAAAUGUAUGUCUGGUAAAAGUGGAAAUGAUGCACUUAAGUAGUAAUAGCACACUAUACAUUUGAAGUGCCUGAUGUUUUUUCAACAUGUCCUCUGACAUCUGAUGUUUUUCUGGAGGCAAUCGCCGUGUUACUAUUUAUUUGAAUGUAUUUGUGGGUAUUUUAUAUGAUAUUUGUGUCCAAAUCAUGACUACUAGCUUUCUUUCAAAACAGUCUUUUCUGUAUUACAGAAACUAUUUUAUGUCACAAUGUAAAAAGCAAAUCCUGACACUUUGUAUGUUCCACAAUGGCUCCUUACACAACCGCCUCUCUGUGGUGAUUUCUAAACUUUGACUUUUGUCCAAGUAAGUAAACUUCACUGUUAAUGUC
Messenger RNA from Gasterosteus aculeatus aculeatus (three-spined stickleback), 2472 nucleotides. RefSeq names its product hyaluronidase 2a (gene hyal2a). Gene Ontology annotation, molecular function: hyaluronoglucuronidase activity; hyalurononglucosaminidase activity. The record is from RefSeq and is a predicted model, not a curated record. Gene Ontology annotation, biological process: carbohydrate metabolic process; hyaluronan catabolic process. Gene Ontology annotation, cellular component: cytoplasmic vesicle. Lineage: Eukaryota; Metazoa; Chordata; Actinopteri; Perciformes; Gasterosteidae.